AUGAUUAAGCUUCCAAUAGUAGUGUUUCAUAGUGGACAAUGGGAUGAUACUAAUAGUUACUUGAAUUACAAGACUACAGGUGUAUUGGUUGAUGAGAUUAUGUGUUUUGAAAAUUUUGUGAGUUUGAUAUUAAGAGGAGUUCGAUUUGAUGCAUCUCCUUCUUCAAUACAACUGUCAAUCUUAUUGGAUUAUGGUAUCACUGAUAUUCAAACUGUGGUUCAAAUUCAAGAAGAUAAAAAUGUUACUUGGUUUCUAAGUUUAGUUAAAGGGCAAAUUACAAGACAUCCAUUAGUUGCCCAUGCUAUUGCUCAUGUGUCUAAUAUGGAUUUAGAAUGGUCUAGUGUUGUUGACAGUGGGAUGGAUAAUUUGUGUUCUUUGCUGCCUUCUUCUUCCAUUAAUGAUGAUUUUCAAAUUCUUACGGAUAUUCAUGUUAGUAGCUUGUCUUUUACAUUCGAUUUGAAAGAAAAGGAUAUGUUUGCUAGCAAGAAACUACUAUCAAAGUCAUUUUACUACAUUGCUAUAAAGAACAACUUUGAGUUCAAGACUGUGAAAUCAAAUUCUAAAUCUAUUGAGUUUAAGUGCUCCCAAGAUAAUUGUUCAUGGUAUGUUCGUGCAUCUCGUUACAAGGGUGGGGAAUUAUGGCGACUAAGGAAGUAUAUUGCUAAUCACAAUUGCUCCAUAAAUGUUAUUCAAACUACUCAUAAACAAGCAUUUUCAUCAUUGAUUAGUGAUUGUAUUGUAAAAGACUUUAGUUCUUUUGACCGUUCGACUCCAAAUGAUAUUAUGAUUCACAUGCGUACUAAACUUGGUGUAAAUGUUAGCUACUAUAAAGCGUUGAGGGCAAAGGAACUUGUUAUGAAUUCUUUGAAUGGUGAAGCAAAAGAAUCUUAUGCCUUGAUUCCAAAUUUUUUUAUGAAACUAAAAGAAAUUAACCCAGAGGGACAUUUUAAGUACUGUUUUAUGGCUAUUGGAGCAUGCAUUGAAGGAUGGAAAUAUUGUAGGCCCAACAUAUCAGUUGACGGUAUAUUUUUGAAAUCUAAAUAUGGUGGAACUCUUUUGACAGCCUCAACAAUUGAUGGUAGUAAUCAAAUUUUCCCAUUGGCCUUUAGUAUUGUAGAUUCUGAAAAUGAUGCAUCCUGGAGAUGGUUUUUUGAGAAUAUAAAGAAUAGUUUAGGGGAUCGGGAAGAUUUAGUUGUAAUAUCUGAUCGACAUUUAAGUAUCCCAAAAAGUGUUCAUAAUAUUUUUCCAAAUGUUGAAUAUUGCGUUUGUUUGCAACACCUUCUAAAAAGUUUGAAGUUGAUAUAUAAGGACCCUAUAAUUGAUAAGCUCUUCUUUAGAUGUGGAAAAGCAUAUACAGUUGUUGAUUUUGAGACUAAUAUGAGAUGGAUGGAGUCUAUGUAUCCUAGUACACGAGACUAUCUUAGUAAGGUUAGUUUUGAAAAGUGGGCUCGAGCAUACUGUACAAGGAAAAGAUAUCAAAUGAUGACUACAAACAUUUCAGAAAGCUUAAAUGCAGUUCUAAAAGAAUCUAGAGAUUUGCCUGUUGCAGCAUUACUCGAUUCUAUCAGACAAAUACUUCAAAAUUGGUUUUAUGAUCGAAGAAAAAUUGCAUGUUGUAUGAGAACUGUUUUAACUAGUUGGGCUGAGGGAGAAUUACGAAUUCAACAUCAAAACUCAAGAAGUUUCACAGUUAAUGCUAUUAAUGAUGUUGAAUUUCAAGUGAUUGAUGGAAGAAAACAAUUUAUUGUACGGUCAGAUUGCAAAUCAUGUACCUGUCGCGUUUGGGAUCUUGAUGAAAUUCCAUGUGCCCACGCUCUUGAUGUUCUUCGUGGGCGUAAUAUGAAUACUUACUCUUUUGUUUCCUAG
Messenger RNA from Cucumis melo (muskmelon), 1866 nucleotides. RefSeq lists its product as uncharacterized. Bases 1 to 1866 code for a protein of 621 amino acids. Gene Ontology annotation, molecular function: zinc ion binding. Lineage: Eukaryota; Viridiplantae; Streptophyta; Magnoliopsida; Cucurbitales; Cucurbitaceae. The transcript has 3 exons. The record is from RefSeq and is a predicted model, not a curated record.